CGCCCGCCGCGCCAUGUUUCCAUCCGCACGUCAGAAGUUUGCAGUCUCACAGAAGGAAGGAAAGCGAAGGAAAGCGAGGAAAACAGGGCAACACGGACUAACUUUUGGAAGCAACUCCUCCUUUGCGUUGCCGUGUUCGCCCUUGAACGGAAACAACUGGCUGUUGGGUCUGCAAACUAAAGCCUCCCGUGUGCUCUCGGGGCAUAAGACUUAUUUUUCACAAGGAAAAAAAGCCCAUACUGCAGCUUUUGUUAAAUUGUUAUUGCGAACGGUGCAUGGCGCUUUCUGAGCAUAGAUAGUGGCUCCACACUCACGUCAAAGAAUGCCUUAACGUCCUUGGAUUAAGCCACUGUUGUUUUUUUUGGGAGGCACUGUUAUAAGGGCUACAUCACUACAACUUUGUUUUUUGGAGUUUAUUUUAACCCAACUCGCCCCGUUCCGUGGAGGAAGUGAAGAUAUCUGGAGACCAGUGGAUUGUAACAAAAACCUGUGGAUCGUAUCACAUUGGUGGAUUAUUUCACUACCAUGGCAUCACCUGGUGUCAUCACAGAUGGCGGAGCUAACGAGGAGUUCAGUGACAUCAUCAAGUGGAGAUCAGAUGAGCAUGAUUCUGUACAGAAGAAAACUUUCACCAAAUGGCUGAAUGCACAGUUCUCCAAGGCUGGGAAGACGCCAAUCAAAGACAUGUUCUCCGACCUGAGAGAUGGACGGAAGCUUCUGGACCUGCUGGAGGGACUCACAGGCACUGCCCUGACCAAAGAGCGAGGGUCCACCCGGGUACAUGCCCUCAACAACGUCAACAAAGUGCUCCAGGUCUUGCAUCAGAGCAACGUGGACCUGGUCAACAUCGGUGGGACUGACAUAGUGGAUGGAAACCGUAAGCUGACUCUGGGCCUCAUCUGGAGCAUAAUCCUCCACUGGCAGGUGAAAGACAUCAUGAAGGACAUCAUGUCCAACCUGCAGCAGACCAACAGUGAGAAGAUCCUGCUGAGCUGGGUGCGCCAGUGCAGCGCCGCGCGCGCAGACGUCAACGUGCUCAACUUCACCACCAGCUGGGCCGACGGCCUGGCCUUCAACGCCAUCCUGCACCGCUUCAGACCCAACGUGUUCAGCUGGGAGCAGGUGGUCCGCAUGAGCCCCGUGGAGCGACUCGACCACGCCUUCACCGUCGCCAAAGACCAGCUGGCCGUGGACCGGCUCCUGGACCCAGAAGACGUGGCGGUGCAGCUGCCCGACAAGAAGUCCAUCAUCAUGUACGUGACGUCGCUGUUCGCCGUGCUGCCCCACGACGUCACCAUGGAGGCCAUCCGCGAGGUGGAGACCCUGCCCCGCCGCUACAAGAGCGAGGACGGCCCCCCCGCCGGCCUCAGCCCGCAGGGCCUGGGCUGGGCUCCGACGGAGCAGGCCGGGGGUGGCCCCGGCCUCUCGAUGGAGUACGGCGGCGAGGAGGUGGAGGUGGAGGAGACGCUGGAGGAGGACGAGGAGGACGAGGAAGAAGAGGAGGAGGAGGGGAUCCUGCAGGAGGUGGACCUGGACAGCUACCAGGCCACGCUGGAGGAGGUGCUGACCUGGCUGCUGUCGGCCGAGGACACGCUGCACAUGCAGGACGAGGUGUCGGACGACGUGGAGGAGGUCAAGGACCAGUUCCACACGCACGAGGCCUUCAUGAUGGAGCUGACGGCGCACCAGAGCAGCGUGGGUAAUGUGCUUCAGGCGGGCAACCAGCUGAUCGCCCAGGGCAACCUGGCGGUGGAGGAGGAGGACGAGAUCAGGGAGCAGAUGACCCUGCUGAACUCCCGCUGGGAGAGCCUCCGCGUGGCUAGCAUGGACCGGCAGGCCAGACUUCACGAGGUCCUGAUGGAUCUGCAGCAGCAGCAGUUGCAGCAGCUCUCUGAUUGGCUGACGCAGACGGAGGACCGCAUCAAGAAGAUGGAGUCGGAGCCGGUGGCGGGUGACGUGGACGACUACAAGGAGCAGAUAGAGCUGCAUAAAGAGCUGCAGAAUGACCUGGAGGCGGAGCAGGUGAAGGUCAACUCUCUGACUCACAUGGUUGUGGUGGUGGAUGAGAACAGUGGCGAGAGCGCCACCGCUGCCCUGGAGGAGCAACUACAAACCCUCGGGGAGCGCUGGGCGGCCGUGUGCCGCUGGACCGAGGAGCGCUGGCACAAGCUGCAAGAGGUACUUCUGGUGUGGCAGCAGCUCCUGGAAGACCAGAGCUUCUUCAGCGCAUGGCUGACGGAAAAAGAGCAAGCAUUGGGUGAUGUCCAGACCAGCAGCUUCAAGGACCACAGUGAGAUGAACGCCAACGUGAGGAGGCUAGCGAGCCUGAAGGAGGACAUGGAGCUGAAGCGGCAGACCCUGGACCAGCUGUCUGAGGCCGGGCAGGACGUGGAGUCGCUGCUGCGGAGCCCCGCCGCCGGGGCCACCAUCCAGGGGACCACCGAAGACCUGACCCUGAGAUGGGACAGCCUGGUCCAGACGCUGGAGCAGACGCUGGAGGACUGCUCCUUCCAGGUAAUGGAGGCCGUGGCCAGCUCCGGGGGGACUGAGGUGGAAGGACAGAACGUUGUGGAUACGGUUGCCAUGGCUGCAGCAUCAUCAUCAUCAUCAUCAUCCUCGUUUGUCGACCAGGACUCAGCCCAGCCCGCUAAGAAAAGAAUGAUGGAGACCGAUGUGGAAGACAGACUGGAGCUGGAAGGUAACCUGUCUGCUCUGCUGAGCUGGAUGACAACGUGGACCUCCUCCGCCCAGACGCUGGGGUGUGUGCACACCAGUGCGCCGGGCGACCCCGCAGAGCUGCACGGCGACAUGAAGUCUCUGGAGCUGCAGUUGGCCUCCAAGGAGGCUCUGAUUGGCCAAGUGACUCAUGAGGGGCGGCGCCUGGUAGACCAGCUGGAAAGAGAGGGCGCGAGCGCCGACUCCCUGCGCUCGGACGUGGACCUGCUCCAGGCCCAGCGGGACGCCUGCUCCCGGGAGCUCCAGGCGGCCAGGGAGCGGGUGCGGGUCCAGAGCAGGCUGGGGGAGCUGGGGGAGGCCCUGGCGCUGGUGGACGGGGCCCUGGGGGAGCAGGACGGCUGGCUGAGGACCACAGGGGCCGCCGGCCGGGAGCCCCCCGAUCAGGAAGGGCUCAAUCUUCUCCACGAAGAGUGUCAGUCCCGAUUGGGACAGGUCGGCGAGCUCGGCGCGCGAUUGGAGCAGCUGUCUGCAGAGGCGGGCUCUCUGGGGGCCACGCCCGCACUCAGAGACACAUCGGUGGUGGUGUCGGCCCACCACUCCUCCACCCUCCAGCAGCUACGCCGCAGAGAGCAGGACCUGGACCAAGGGCUCCAAGCUCUGCUCAGACAGGCGGAGGAGGACCCCGUGGAGGCCCUGGAAGAGCGACUGGGCACGCUCAAAGACGGCGUCACCGACAUCCCCACCACUCAGAGCGCGGUGGAGCGGGCGCAGGUGCUGUGUUUAGAGAUAGAGCAAACCCAAAAGGCCUCGGAUCCAGCUGUGGCCCAGCGAUGGAGUCAGCUGUCCUCCAGGGCCAGGGAUGAGCUGAGCACGCUGCAGUGCAUCCUGGGAAGUUUGAAGGACAAUCAGGUGCGCAUGGUGGAGGUGGAGCGAUGGCUGGACGCUGUACAGGAACUGAUGUCACAGGACGCCACAAAGCAGGGCGAGGCGGAGAGGCUACAGGAAGAGCUGAACCAAUGCAAGGAGUAUGUGAAUGAGAUGGAGUCAGUGGAGAGUUCGUUGAAGCAGAUGAGAGAGAAUGUGUGCGCGGUGCAAGGGGCGGCAGUACCUGGUCUGACCAGCUGGGGGCAGGACAGUCUGGACCAGUGUCAGGCCAGGUGGGACGUGUUCAGCAAACAGCUGCUGAGCCAACAGGAGCGCGUGGCGGAGCGGCAGGAGAGGCAGGUGAACUUGAGCAAGGACCUGGCGGAGAUGCAGGAGUGGAUGGGCCAGGUGGACGAGGAGUUCCUCAUGCGGGACUUUGAGUACAAGAACCCGGAGGAGCUGGAGGCGGCGCUGGACGAGAUGAAGAGGGCUAAAGAGGACGUGCUACAGAAGGAGGUGAGGGUGAAGAUCCUGAAGGACAACAUCAACGCCUUGGUGAGCAGGACGUCGCCCCCUGCUGGUGGAGGCGGACAGGCGCUCACCUCAGAGCUGGACGGCGUGCUGGCCAACUACCACAAGCUCUGUGACCGCUUCAAGAGCAAGAGCCAUACAUUGGAGGAGGUGUGGUCGUGUUGGAUGGAGCUCCUCCAGUACCUGGAGAUGGAGCAGAGCUGGCUGGGCACCCUGGAGACCAACCUUCAGACCACUGAGGAUCUCCCGGAGAGCACCGAGGCUGUCAACCGAGCUCUGGAGUCCCUGGAGGGCGUGCUGCGCCACCCCGGGGACAACCGCAGUCAGAUCAGGGAGCUGGGGCAGACGCUGAUCGACGGAGGCAUCCUGGACGAGCUCAUUAGCGAGAAGCUCGAGGCCUUCAACUCUCGCUACGACCGGCUCAGCCAGCAGGUCAGACCCCGCCUGUGUGUGUGCCUUGGUGUCUCUGCACCUGUCUCCCUAUGUCUCUGUAACUCCUUCUAUGUGUCUGUGGGUCUGUCUUCAUGUAGGGCUGUUUAAUUGGGGCAGAUCUAC
Gadus chalcogrammus (walleye pollock) is the source of this 4626-nucleotide messenger RNA. RefSeq names its product utrophin-like. Lineage: Eukaryota; Metazoa; Chordata; Actinopteri; Gadiformes; Gadidae. Bases 526 to 4611 code for a protein of 1361 amino acids. Gene Ontology annotation, biological process: synaptic signaling. The transcript is spliced from 29 exons. Gene Ontology annotation, molecular function: protein binding. Gene Ontology annotation, cellular component: plasma membrane. The record is from RefSeq and is a predicted model, not a curated record.